UAAUAAACCACAAAUGAGUUUUCCCUGUAGACAGACAGCAAAACACAAACAGUAAUGGCGGCUGCGAGCGCUGUACGGGGGACGUGAGAGACCACCGGAGCCGUGACCGAGGGGAGGUGCGGAGACUGGACCUGCCGGGCAGGGAGCGGCGUCUGCCUGAGGAGAGAAGAGGUUUACAGCCACAAUGGACGCCGACCUCAGCCCACAGGACCGAAAGGACUUGGACAAAUUUGUCAAAUUCUUUGCAUUAAAGGCAGUCCAGGUCAUCGUACAAGCUCGGCUUGGAGAUAAGAUAUGCACUCGCUCCUCUUCCUCUCCGACAGGGUCAGACUGGUUUAAUUUAGCGAUAAAAGACAUCCCCGAGGUGACUCAAGAAGCCAAGAAAGCUCUUUCAGGCCAGCUGCCAGCCGUGGGGCGCUCCAUGUGCGUGGAGAUCUCCCUGAAGACCUCAGAGGGAGACUCCAUGGAGCUUGAAGUCUGGUGUUUGGAAAUGAAUGAAAAAUGUGACCGGGACAUUAAAGUCUCCUAUACUGUAUAUAAUCGUCUGUCGUUACUACUGAAAUCAUUACUUGCUGUCACCCGGGUGACCCCAGCCUACAGGCUGUCCAGGAAGCAAGGGCAUGAAUACGUCAUUCUCUACAGGAUUUAUUUUGGAGAUGUCCAGCUCUUGGGACUUAAAGAAGGGUUCCAAGCAGUACGUGUCGGGACAGUAGGGACACCCAUUGGAACGCUCACCUUGACCUGCGCCUAUAGAACCAAUCUGGCCUUCAUGUCUACCCAGCAGUAUGAAAGGACCCAGCCCAUCAUGGGGAUUAUUAUUGAUCAUUUUGUUGACCGACCUUUCCCCAGCACCUCACACAUGCAUCCCUGCAACUACAGGGCACCCGAGGAGCCAGGAGCUGUAUACCCGUCUGUGGAGGAUUCUCAGGAUGUCUGUGCCACAUCCUUUUCUACAUCUCCUCCGUCACAGUGUGUGUUCACUCUCAGUAAGGCCCAGUGUCAGACAGCCACUCCUGUGGUUACGGACUCCCACAGGGUCCUGACGAUGGGACUGACCUUCCCUCACCAACUGUACAGCUCUCGCCUUUCUUACCAGCCAGCUGUCCUUGGAGCUGGAUCCUCAGACCUGGGCUACCCUGUGGCCUUGGCUGCUGGAGUGAGUGCUACCCUUCCACAUCAGAUGAUGGUACCAGGAAAGGAAGGGGGGUUGCCCAAUAUUACAGCCCAACCAGCACAUGGUACUCAAGCAGAUCAUGACAGAGCGGUUCUGACUUCACCAUUACAUGUAACUGGCACUGCUUCCAGCAGUGAGGAAGCGGAUAUCCCGUCUGGCAGCAGCACUGCAGGGAGGAGCUCUUCCCCCAAUAAGUCUCCUCAUAUCCUUUUCACCCGUAAAGUUGGGGCCUUUGUGGACAAACCUUCCCCUCAGGUCACUUACGCUAGCACAGAUAUACCAUUCGCAGUGUUUGCACCCAAACUAAUUGAGGUGGAGAACACCGACCCCAUGUUGGUUUGUCCCGAGACUCCAGAGGAGGUGACACCAGAUGCCCGCAGCCUGCAGAGCUCCUGCUCAAGCAGUGAAGUGCCCCAGGAUGACUUUGUUAUGGUGGACUUUCGACCGGCUUUUUCUAAAGAUGACCUUCCUAUGGACGUGGGGACUUUCUAUCGGGAAUUUCAGAACCCGCCUCAGCUGAGCAGCCUUUCUAUUGAUAUCGCUAUCCAGUCAAUGGCAGAAGACCUGGGCAGACCUCACCAGCAACUGAUUAAUACUCCUGAACAAGAUUCGCUGCCGGAAAAGUUGGCCAUGCAUGAAAAAAACAUGGAGGAGUUUGAUGCCUUUGUUGAUUCCCUGCAGUAAGAUGAGGAGAACUUAUGCUGGAGGCCACCUCCUGCAGGAUUCGGAGUGCCUCCAAUUGCCCAGUCCUGCUCUUCAAACUCAGGCCAUUAGUUUUUUUGUUGUGCCCCUACUUGUAAUUCUGAUUUCCAGAAGCACUUUGUGGACUUCUAUAAGGCAUUCUUGUAGCACAGCUGCUAACUGUACAGGACUUGC
This is a messenger RNA of Bufo bufo (common toad), 2050 nucleotides long. RefSeq names its product autophagy related 13 (gene ATG13). Bases 185 to 1858 code for a protein of 557 amino acids. Gene Ontology annotation, cellular component: cytosol; Atg1/ULK1 kinase complex; phagophore assembly site. The transcript is spliced from 19 exons. Gene Ontology annotation, biological process: piecemeal microautophagy of the nucleus; protein localization to phagophore assembly site; autophagosome assembly. The record is from RefSeq and is a predicted model, not a curated record. NCBI's taxonomy places the organism in Eukaryota, Metazoa, Chordata, Amphibia, Anura, Bufonidae.